This is a messenger RNA of Indicator indicator, 1932 nucleotides long. RefSeq names its product serine/threonine kinase 35 (gene STK35). Gene Ontology annotation, cellular component: autophagosome; cytoplasm. The record is from RefSeq and is a predicted model, not a curated record. Gene Ontology annotation, biological process: autophagosome organization; peptidyl-serine phosphorylation; axon extension. Lineage: Eukaryota; Metazoa; Chordata; Aves; Piciformes; Indicatoridae. Gene Ontology annotation, molecular function: protein serine/threonine kinase activity; ATP binding.
AUGUGGAACCUUCCCGGCGAGCCCCGGGCGUGGAAUCCGAUCGUGCCUGGGAGGAGUCCCGCAACCUACCCGGGGCUCUCAAACCACCCCCGAGCCCCGUGUCCGCCCUUCCCGGUGCGGCUAAACGGCUACCGGCAGCGCACCGGGUCCCCGGGCAUCACCCGCUCCCUGGCGCACCGAUCCCACUCCUUCCCGGGCAGUGGGACCUGGAGCAUCACCCCCCUCCACGGGGUAUCACUCCCCGGUGCAACGAUUUACUAUCCCAGCCGCACCGAUUACGAUGCGCCGCACAGCUACCGGCAGUGCACCGAGUCCCGGGCAUCACUACUCCUGGGCAUCAUCCCCUCCCUCGCAUUAUGCUGCCGCCGUCGUCACCACCUUGCAGUGGCCGGUCUGGGCACCGCCACCGCGCCCCAGGUGAGCCCCGUGGACCGAGCCUUGCGCGGUGCCCAACGGGGAGCGGAGCGGGGCAGGCAGCCGGACCGGGUCAAGCCGCCCGGCCUGUUUACACCGGCUCGGCCCUUUCCCAUCGUUGAGCGGAGGACGGGUCCCUGUUCGCUCCGCUCCGUUCCCCCCCGUGGCGGCGCAGUCGUUCAUCCCGGCGCGCUGUGAUUGGCUGAGGGGCGCGAGGGGCGGGCAGGGCGCGCUUUUCCGCCCUCCGACGCGGCGGCGCGUGCCCCCUCGCCCGCCCGGCGCAACCCGGCGGGGGGGGGCGGCGGCGGCGGCUCCGGGACCCGACCCCCAAACCGGGACCCGGCCCCGAACCCCCCCCACAGCGGCGCCAUGGAGGCGGCGGCGGCAGACGGCAGCCGCCGAGGGACACAAAGAACGACGAGGCGGCGGCGGGCAGCGCGGAGAGGCCCUAUGGCGGUAGUGGCAGCGACAGGGCCCGGCCCCGGUGGUGGCGGUGGUAGCAAAGGGACUCCCCGGUACAGCCUGCUGGCUGAGAUAGGCCGCGGUGCCUACGGCGUGGUGUACGAAGCGGUGUCGGGCCGUAACGGCGCCCGUUUGGCGGUGAAAAGAAUCCGUUGCGACGCCCCCGAGAACGUGGAGCUGGCGCUGGCCGAGUUCUGGGCCCUGACCAGCCUCAGGCGGCAGCACCCCAACGUGGUGCGCUUCGAGGAGUGCGUCCUGCAGCGGCACGGCCUGGGGCAGCGCAUGAGCCACGGCAACAAGCGCAGCCAGCUCUACCUGCGCCUCGUCGAGACCUCCCUCAAAGGGGAGAGGGUGCUGGGCUAUGCAGAGGAGCCUUGCUACCUGUGGUUCGUGAUGGAGUUCUGCGAGGGGGGAGACCUCAACCAGUACGUGCUGUCCCGCAGGCCUGACCCAGCCACCAACAGGAGCUUCAUGCUGCAGCUGACCAGUGCCAUUGCCUUCCUGCACAAGAACCACAUUGUGCACAGGGACCUGAAGCCAGACAACAUCCUGAUCACCGAGAAGUCCGGCAGCCCGGUGCUGAAGGUGGCAGACUUUGGCCUCAGUAAGGUCUGCGCCGGCCUGACCGCGCGGGGCAAGGAGGGCGCCCCCGAGAACAAAAGCAUCAAUGUCAACAAGUACUGGCUGUCCUCUGCCUGUGGCUCUGACUUCUACAUGGCCCCCGAGGUCUGGGAAGGUCACUACACAGCCAAGGCUGACAUCUUUGCCCUUGGCAUCAUCAUCUGGGCCAUGAUCGAGAGGAUCACCUUCAUCGAUGCCGAGACCAAGAAGGAGCUGCUGGGGACCUACAUCAAGCAGGGGACUGAGAUCGUGCCCGUGGGGGAAGCGCUGCUAGAGAACCCAAAGAUGGAGCUGCACAUCCCUCAGAAGCGCAGGACUUCCAUGUCUGAGGGCAUCAAGCAGCUCCUGAAGGACAUGUUGGCUGCUAACCCACAGGAUCGACCUGAUGCCUUUGAGCUCGAAACCAGGAUGGACCAGGUGACUUGUGCUGCUUAA